Messenger RNA from Cyclopterus lumpus (lumpfish), 2814 nucleotides. RefSeq names its product secretory carrier membrane protein 2, like (gene scamp2l). Lineage: Eukaryota; Metazoa; Chordata; Actinopteri; Perciformes; Cyclopteridae. The record is from RefSeq and is a predicted model, not a curated record. Bases 98 to 1111 code for a protein of 337 amino acids. Gene Ontology annotation, cellular component: trans-Golgi network membrane; recycling endosome membrane. The transcript has 9 exons. Gene Ontology annotation, biological process: protein transport.
AGCACCACCACCACCAGCAGCAGCAGCAGCAGCAGCCGCCGCCGGGGAGAACGGGAGCUGUCGUGUUUAUUCCACGCAAGAUAAACUUUUAUCCACCAUGUCAGGCUUCGACAACAACCCCUUCGUGGACCCGGUGGACAUGAACCCCUUCCAGGAUGAGUCGAUCACACAAGCCACCAGCAGCACCCUUGGAAGUGCUGGCGAGUACAACCCCUUCUCUGAAACUGAAAUGGAAUCCCACACUAGCACGACCAUCCCCAUCUCUGCUGCCUCCUCCCAACCCGCCGUUCUGCAGACCUCUGUGGAGCAGAGCGCACAAGCGAACGCAGCUACCGGCCAGGCGGCCCUGAUAAAGCAGCAGGAGGAGCUGGAGAGGAAAGCGGCCGAUCUGGAGCGGAAGGAUCAGGAGCUUCAGAACAGCAGUGCAGGCCGAGCGCUCCACACCGGUGCUAAAGACAACAACUGGCCUCCUCUUCCCUCGUGCUCCCCUGUGAAGCCCUGCUUCUAUCAGACUUUGAGGAAAAUCCCCGAGGAGUACCGCAGGACCUGCAAGAGGAUGUACUACCUCUGGAUGUUCCACAGUGCCACCCUCUUCCUCAACGUGCUGGCCUGCCUGGCUUCCUUCACCGCAGGCUCCGAGUACGGCGUGGACCUCGGUCUGUCCAUCGUCUGGUUCAUGCUCUUCUCCCCCGUGGCCUUCAUCUGCUGGUACAGGCCCGUCUACAAGGCCUUCAGGUCCGACAACUCCUUCAGCUUCUUUUUCUUCUUCUUUGUCUUUUUCUUCCAAGUGGCGGUGUACGUCAUCCAGGCGGUCGGGAUCCCCAAGUGGGGGAACAGUGGAUGGAUCUCAUCCAUCAGCAUGAUCAGCACAAACUUGGCUGUGGCUGUGGUUAUGAUGGUGGUGGCCGGAUUCUUCACCGUGAACGCAAUCCUGGCUGUGAUUCUCCUGAAAGUGGUCCACUCUAAGUACAGGAGGACCGGUGCCAGCUUCACCAAGGCCCAGCAGGAGUUCUCCAGCGGGGUCCUGACCAACCGAACAGUCCAGACGGCUGCAUCCAAUGCAGCCACCUCCGCUGCCCAGGGAGCCUUUGACAGGAGCCAGGGGAAUUAAGACUGUUUGUCACGCCUCAGGCUAGUCUCUUCUCUGACCAACAUAGCCAUGUUUCAACAUACUUCAUUGUGGUUAUGGUUUAAUCCUAUUUAUGAAAAAAAAAAAAAGCAAAACAAAUAAUAAUAAUAACGCAACUUUUGAGAGAAAUUGUUCUUGCUACAAGAACAGAGGUGACGUGUGCGCUUGUUCCUCUUGCCGUUUAAACAUACAGAAGACAAGCGAGAGGUCUUACGCAAGAGCGUGUAAUGACUUGCAUACGUCUCCGUUGCCACUGAGCUCUUUACCGCCCUCAUCAGUAUGCAGCGCAACUCCUGCUAUCAAAAAAAUGUAUUCUGGGGGAAAAGCAGGAAGGAGACAGAAAACUGCAGUUGAACCAAACGAGGCAGAGAAGGAGGCAGCGUGGGUAUGCCGAAAAUGAAUUGGCAACCCCUCAUCACAAUAUGACUAACUGCAUUCAACGUGGUCGACUAAAGAUGUACGGCGCGCCACUGAACCGGGGCUGGAGUUUAGUGAUAAAGUACAUUUUAUUUAAAUCCCUUCACCGUUAAAUAGGUUUCAAUCUAACCUCAUGAAUAAACACUGGGAGGAGUCGGGGAUUAUCUAAAAAGCACACUUGACACGAGAAUGUUUCCCCGUCAUUGAAUGAUGUACCCACUUAAUGUACGAAUGCAUAUUUGUGUCGUUACAGCAGCACGUAGAGCGUUACAGGUUAAAUCAUUCUGCCUUCAUCAACAGGUUUAUUACAUACGGUCCACUUCAUAUUCCACCCUUUGCCAUCUGUGAAAUGAGACGCAUCUAUCUUCCAUUGCUAAUGAACGCAGUUGCUGUUUGAAUUUUUUUUUUUCCGCUCUAAAUCUCACGUGUUUUUCAUGUGUACAGGACGAUGAUGAACAAUGAAGGGGACGGGAUGAAGGUUUUUCUUUCUACUGUUUUAAUCAGUUUGUUUUUUUUGUUUGUUUUUUAGAUGAAGUGUGACAAAAAGGAAAUGAAGAUACGGUUUAACUUGGAUGGCACUUUUUUUAAAUUCAUGUUGAGUUGUGAAGAAUACCAUAUAUGUUUUCUGUCAGUGUGGAGCUUUGCUGCAAUUUAAAAUGAAAGACGGGGUGCAGAUUUAUUAAUGUAAAGUGAGUGACAUGCCGUAUAGAAUGUAGGUGUAUUUGCAGUACUUAGAGACGUGUAUUAACGAGCAGAAAGAACACAUGUAUCCAAUACUUUCCUUAGUAAUUGUACUGCAGACAAAAUGUCUCCUGUGACUGAAUAGACACAGAUAGUUUGUAUUUUCUCGCUUCUUUCUACCUACUUGCUGUUGGGUAUUUACAUUUUUGCUUGUGAAUAUAUAUAUAUAUAUAGACGGUAUAUACUGUACAUAUAAGUUGUCCUGUUCUGAUCUUUCGUUACUGUAACACUGGAUUGCGUUGUUUGGGUGUAACCUCAGUGCCUUGAAGCAGAUGUAACCCACCAAUUCUUGUGUGGGGAUUUAAGCACAAGGCUCCGUGUGUUGAUCGACUUUGUUUGUCUUAGUAGAGAAAUUGCAUUAAGGUGUGUUGUACAUAUUGGUUUUAAAAAUAUAUAUAUUGGAGGGGGAUUUGCUGGAAAUUGUUUGUCAGUCUUAACAUUGAUUAAACUAUCAUUUUUAUGUUUCAGUCGGUGUGACGUGCAUUUUAAAAACUGAAUCUGUCAGUGUGAAUUUAUCUGAAAUACUU